Phanerochaete carnosa HHB-10118-sp is the source of this 831-nucleotide messenger RNA. Its product is annotated as glycosyltransferase family 2 protein. Gene Ontology annotation, cellular component: endoplasmic reticulum membrane. Bases 1 to 831 code for a protein of 276 amino acids. Gene Ontology annotation, biological process: GPI anchor biosynthetic process; protein O-linked glycosylation via mannose. The transcript has 3 exons. NCBI's taxonomy places the organism in Eukaryota, Fungi, Basidiomycota, Agaricomycetes, Polyporales, Phanerochaetaceae. The record is from RefSeq and is a predicted model, not a curated record. Gene Ontology annotation, molecular function: dolichyl-phosphate beta-D-mannosyltransferase activity.
AUGGCAUCAAGACAGACAACACACUACUCCGUCAUCGUUCCCGCUUACAGAGAGAACGGAAACAUUCGCCCCCUCAUCACUCGCAUCUUUGCUGCACUUCGCAGAGUGGACUCUCCGGUCCCUGCUGAGCAGACCGAGGUCAUUAUCGUCGAUGACAACUCCAGGGACGGUUCCGCAGAGACUGUCCAGCAACUUCAGCAAGAGGGAUACAACGUCCGCAUCAUUGUGCGGACCACCGAGCGUGGACUGAGCAGCGCGGUAGUCAGAGGCUUCCAGGAAGCCCAGGGUGAUAACAUGCUGUGCAUGGACGCGGAUUUGCAGCACCCUCCCGAAUACGUACCAUCCAUGUUGGCGGCAAUGUCCCCCAGUCAUACUUUCGUCCUCGGAACGCGCUAUGGCAAGGGGGUCGAGAUGGACAAGGACUGGCCGGUGCAUCGAAGAAUCAUCUCAGCCGGCGCACGCGUCCUUGCUUUGCCCUUAACCACUGCUAGCGAUCCUAUGUCCGGUUUCUUUGGUAUACGGAAAGAAGCUUUCCUGAAAGCGCGUAAUCUGAACGCCGGAGGCUUCAAAAUAGCACUCGAUCUCCUCAUCAAAUCGCAGAUACCUCCACACGCUAUUGCCGAGGUGCCCUUCUCGUUUGGCGUCCGAGCGGAGGGCGAAUCUAAGCUCACGGGCAAGGUCAUGAUCAAGUAUCUUGAGCAGCUGGCUGAGCUCUACUGGUACAAGUUUAGCAGCCUGCUCGUCUUCCUCGUCAUCUUCCUCAUCGUCGCCUUCUUCGUCCUCGUACGAACGUGGUUCGGCUCACCAUCACUCGACUCCCAGCAAAAGUAA